CGGUUGACAUAGAAGGAAAAUUGUUUGCUGAAUUUCUGCACAGCCCUCCUUCCAAUUGCUGGAGAGAGAGGGGGGAGUGAGAGAGUUUAAGGCAGGCUCUGCACUGGUGUUCUGGGCUAUUUCAACUUCAGGGCAACUUUAGAGAACUUCAGUUAUUUUUGGUCAGAGGACAAUAUCUCAACGUGGAUCUAUCGGAUAAGAGGAAAAUCAUCAUCAAGCAAACAAAAAGGCACUUUGCCUUUGCUGUUUCAACUCCAUAAUUUUACUGCAGCAAAAUGAUUAGAGGUUCUGGACGACAGCUAAGACCGGCAGAGCCUCCAGGAGAUGCUGAUGCUGAUGCAGAAGAUGAAGAUUCUGUUAAUGAAGUGGCAGUAGAAGACAUCCGUCCAAGGCCACAGGGAUCCUCACCAGUUUAUGAAUAUUCCGUAGAAGAAGAAUACUUAAAGCUGCAGGAAGAAAACAAAAAAUAUAGUACCGACAAAUCAAAACAGAGUCAUCCACAGGAGACAAUGGAAGUGACCUUGAAAACAGAAGUGGAAGCUGGUGCUAGUGGUUUUAGCGUGGCUGGUGGAGGAAAUGAAGGAAUAUUUAUUAAAAAAGUACUUAAGGAAUCUCCUGCUUCAAAAGUGUUUAGUCUGAGAGAAGGUGAUCAGCUUCUAAGUGCUACAAUAUUUUUUGAUAAUAUCAAAUAUGAAGAUGCACUCAAGAUUCUUCAGUAUUCAGAGCCAUACAGAGUCCAAUUCAGCCUGAAAAGAAAAAUUUCUGGGAAAGAAGAGCUAGAACAUUUUCACUCUACAGCUCAGUACAAAAAGGAACGAUUAAGUCAGGAUAAAGAACUCAGUGAAAGCAUUCCUGAAGAAACACUGCAUGUUUUGGGAAAAGCUACUUCAGAAGAAGAUAGAGAAACAUUAAUUGUAAACCAAAGGGUUGGAAGAAGCAAAAGACCUAAAAAAGAUAGAUUAUCAUGGCCAAAAUUCCAGUCAAUUAAAAAUAAAAAGAUACUGGGACACAGAAGAUCUCACAGUACAUCAGAUGCAUAUGAGCCUGCUAUACAGGAUAUUUCCCCUACAAGCACAGAUACAGAGUCUCAACAAGAAAUUCAUAUCAAACAAAAAAAGGGAAGCCAAAAGAAGCUGAAGUUCCCUAGUAUUGGAUUCAAAAUGUACAGAUCCAAAACAGAACAACAAGACAAGCAAAAAAAAGAAAUAAAUGCUACACUGUUAUAUGAAAAACAAAAAAUACAUAAAGAAGAUAUCAGCCUGGAAGGUCCUGAAAUACUGACUGUUGAAUAUACUGCUUCUGCUUCUGAAAUGAAAACAGAGGAAUUAAAUGAAACUUCAACAAAAGACUUAAAAGAUGUGGAAAACGGUAUUCCCAUGUAUGCAAAAAAAUGCCCUGAAGUUGAAAUAAGCAUUAAAAAGGAAAAAGAAAAGGAAUCAACAUUGAAGUAUACUGUACCUGAAGUGCAAGAUAUAACAAGAAAGGUAUCAAAGCCAAGUUUAGAAGCAGAUCUGAAAGAAACCCCAACAAAGCAAACACCAAAAACCUCAUCAAAAUCCCGAAAAAAGAAGCAAAAAGGAACAGAAGAUAAAACAGAAGGAGAAAACGGAAUUAAAGUAGACGUAAUGGAUCACAAAGCAGAAGUACACAUAGAGGAAAGAGGUUUAGAAAUAGGUAGAGCUAGAGUUGAAUUACAGUCACCCGAGAUACUGGAAGCAAGAGAAAAACAAGCAGAAGAUGACAAACAGAUACCAACAAUUCAGAAAACAAAAUUUUGGAUGUCAGUGCCAAAAAGAAAAGAAACAGACACUAAAAAGAUAUUAACAAAACCAGAAAUAGAUGUAUCAGAUUCAGUACCGGAAACACAGGCUGAUAAAGAAAUUGACAAAGGAAGGAAAAUGGAUAUGAAAGCUCAGAUACCUGCUACAGAAAAAGAAGAAUCUACAUGGAAAAUAACAAUACCAUCAAUCGAAAUGGCCACAUUACCUGUAGAUGAUAUAAAAAUAGAAGACAGCAAAAUUGAUGUCGAAUACACAGUAAAAAAGGAUCCGACAGAAGAAAGAAACAAAAAGAGAAGUGACAGAAGUUCAAAGAUAGAAAUUAUUGCAAAGAAAGGAGAAAAAGAUGUUGAUGGAAAAGAAAGCAAACAAAGAUUACCUAAGUUUAAAUUACCGACAUUUACCUGGGGAACAACAAAAGAUGAAACACUCAAACAUGAAAUUCCAGUCAGUGAGACGAUGACUGCCAGCGCUCCCAAAGUGGACGCCAGCCUCCCCGAGGCAGAGGUCAAGGCCGGCGCCGUCGACAUCAGCAUCUCGGCCCCCGACAUCAAGCCGCCCUCCGUGGAGGGCUCCCUCGACCUCCAGGCGCCCAAGGUAGACCUGAAAGUGCCCUCUGCCGAAGGCUCGCUCGACGGAGCCGAGCUGGAAGCCGCGGGCCUCAAAGGCAAGUUUAAGAUGCCCAAGUUCGACAAGCCCAAAUUCGGAGUGUCGGUGCCCAAGGCGGAAGGGCCCGAAGGCGAGGUCAGCCUGCCCACCGCAGAGGUCGAGCUGCCCUCCGGCACCGUGACGGUCACAGGGGAAGGCCCCUCACUGGACCUCAAAGCUGACGUUUCCGGUGCCAAAACCGAAGGGGCUGGCUGGAAACUGGAGAAGCCCUCCCUCAAAAUGCCCAAAGCUGACAUCAAAGCUCCCAAGGUGGACAUCAGCCUGCCCUCCGUCGACAUCACCCUUCCAAAGGCCGGUGUCGACCUGCAGGCGCCCGAGGCGGCGCUCAGCCGAGGGGAGGUAAAAGCCCCGGAGAAGGAGGCCACCAAGGCAAAAGACGGCAAGUUCAAAAUGCCCAAGUUCGGCAUGCCUUCCUUUGGCUGGUCCAGCAGCAGAGAGGCCAAGGGCACCGUAGCUGCCGAUGUGGACGUGAGCCUCAAGGAGCCCCAGGUGACGGCACCCUCGGGAACCGCCGAAGUCGACGUGACCCUGCCCGGGGCCGAGAUCCAAGCGCCCGGCGCCGAGGUGACCAUCGAGGCGGCCGCCGGCGCAGACGCGGAGAAAGGCCGCUUCAAAAUGCCCGACGUCAAGAUGCCCAGCGUCAAGCUGCCCAAAGUCAAAGCUCCCCACGUGCAGGUCAGCCUGCCAAAGGCCGAGAUCUCGCUGCCCAAGCCCAGGGCGAAAUCCCGGAGGGCGACCUGGACGUGGCUGCGGCAAGCGGAGGGCGGCGGCAUGAAACUACACAUGCCAAAAGUCAAGGUGCCCAGCGUGGCCUUCUCCAAGCCGACCGUCAAGGCUCCCAAAGUCGACGUGACGACUGCCAAGGCAACACGAGGGAUAGGCCACCAAGGCAAAAGACGGCAAGUUCAAAAUGCCCAAGUUCGGCAUGCCUUCCUUGGCUGGUCCAGCAGCAGAGAGGCCAAGGGCACCGUAGCUGCCGAUGUGGACGUGAGCCUCAAGGAGCCCCAGGUGACGGCACCCUCGGGAACCGCCGAAGUCGACGUGACCCUGCCCGGGGCCGAGAUCCAAGCGCCCGGCGCCGAGGUGACCAUCGAGGCGGCCGCCGGCGCAGACGCGGAGAAAGGCCGCUUCAAAAUGCCCGACGUCAAGAUGCCCAGCGUCAAGCUGCCCAAAGUCAAAGCUCCCCACGUGCAGGUCAGCCUGCCAAAGGCCGAGAUCUCGCUGCCCAAAGCCCAGGGCGAAAUCCCGGAGGGCGAGCUCGCCCUGCAGGGCCCCGAUGCCGAAGGCAGCCUGGACGUGGCUGCCGGCAAAGCGGAGGGUGGCGGCAUGAAACUACACAUGCCAAAAGUCAAGGUGCCCAGCGUGGCCUUCUCCAAGCCGACCGUCAAGGCUCCCAAAGUCGACGUGGACGUCAGCGUGCCCAAAGUGGACGCCAGCCUCCCCGAGGCAGAGGUCAAGGCCGGCGCCGUCGACAUCAGCAUCUCGGCCCCCGACAUCAAGCCGCCCUCCGUGGAGGGCUCCCUCGACCUCCAGGCGCCCAAGGUAGACCUGAAAGUGCCCUCUGCCGAAGGCUCGCUCGACGGAGCCGAGCUGGAAGCCGCGGGCCUCAAAGGCAAGUUUAAGAUGCCCAAGUUCGACAAGCCCAAAUUCGGAGUGUCGGUGCCCAAGGCGGAAGGGCCCGAAGGCGAGGUCAGCCUGCCCACCGCAGAGGUCAAGCUGCCCUCCGGCACCGUGACGGUCACAGGGGAAGGCCCCUCACUGGACCUCAAAGCUGACGUUUCCGGUGCCAAAACCGAAGGGGCUGGCUGGAAACUGGAGAAGCCCUCCCUCAAAAUGCCCAAAGCUGACAUCAAAGCUCCCAAGGUGGACAUCAGCCUGCCCUCCGUCGACAUCACCCUUCCAAAGGCCGGUGUCGACCUGCAGGCGCCCGAGGCGGCGCUCAGCCUCGAGGGGGAGGUAAAAGCCCCGGAGAAGGAGGCCACCAAGGCAAAAGACGGCAAGUUCAAAAUGCCCAAGUUCGGCAUGCCUUCCUUUGGCUGGUCCAGCAGCAGAGAGGCCAAGGGCACCGUAGCUGCCGAUGUGGACGUGAGUCUCAAGGAGCCUCCACAUGACAUCACCCUACCUGGUGCUGAGAUACAAGCACCUGACAUUGCUGUUACCUCUAGUUCAUCCUCUGUAAGGGAGGAUUCUAAUGGCAAAUCUAAAGGUUCUUUAUUCAGUAUGCAUAGAGUUUCACUUUCUAAACGUUCAAAGCUUGAGCUUCAGAGUAAGUCUACUACUGAAUGUUCUGAGUCAGAGUCUAUUUGUUAUUCUGUAACAGAGGAGUCUCCUGCUGUUAUUUCUGGCAGUGUCGGAAGUAAACCUGCUCCUGACUUUAAGGGAGACAGCUCUUCUAAAAGCAGUAAAUUUAGAAUUCCUAGUUUGGGUUUCUCCAAAGUUGAUAUUAGUUCUUCUAAGUUUGAUCCAGAUUCCCCAUUAUCAAAAGAGGAUAUAACUCUUACCAAAUAUCAAAUGAAUGUAGCAGAAUCUGAAUCAAAAAUUUCAUCUUCUGCUGAUAUGAACAUUUCAUUUACAGAUUUUGAGAUUUUGAAUGCAGAAGGUUCUUGUGAACAAGGAAGUAUAAAGCCAGGAAGAGUAAAAUCACCAACUGCUGAGUUGUGUGUUAGUGACACAGAAUAUACCGUUAAAAUACCUAAGUUCCGAAAACCAAAGUUUGGAAUUUCUUGGUCAAAGGGAAAACCACCAGAAAUUGAUGUUGGUUCCAAAUCUGAAUCUCAAUUUUCCCAGGAAAAGAUGACAUCUGAAACGUUUGAUAUUGAAAAUCCAGCUCAGAUUCCUGAAUCUGAGUUUGGCCUAAAUAUGCCAAAGCCGUCACCUGAAUUUGUUAUGGGUCCUUCAGUUUUGGAUGUUAGUCUUCCAUCACCGGAGGUUACCAUGCAGAAGUUAGAAAAGGAUAUUCAUGGUCCAGAGUGCAGGAAAGAGCACUCUGGUGAGAAGGACACUGAGGAGAAAGAAAGCAAAUUUAAAAUGUCAAAAUUCAAACUACUGUCAUUUAAUUGGUCCCCAAAGAAAGAAGCUGUUGCUCCUUCUGAAGCUGAAGGGCAUCUGGAAGAAUCUGAAGUUGAAGGACCCAAAAUAGAAAUGGAUAUUAGCAUGCCUGCAGGUGAGGUCAUACUUACUGCUUGUGAACAAGAUGACCUGAACCAGAAAUCAGCUGCUGUUGAUAUUCCUUCCUCAGGUACUAAGAUGACAACUGAAGCCUUGCUUGAGGUAAAGAGUCCUGAGGCAAGUGUUGAAAGAAUAUCAAGUGAAAUUGCCAUGAGUAGUGUAGAAAUAAAAGUUGAAGGUCCUGAAGGGAAAACAAAAAUGUCAAAAUUCCAAAUGCCAAAGUUUGGAAUGACAAAUUCUAAAGGGAAAGGAUCAGAAAAGGAGGUCAGCCAAACCAAAUCAGAAGCCAAGGUUCCCCAACUAAAAGCUACGAUAGAAAUAGCUGACAUUGCCGUGGAAGCACCAAAUUUGGAGGUGGAAUGUACUGAAGGAAAAGAAUCUUCCAGCUCUAAAUUGAAAAUAACCAAAGCUGAAAAGAAGGCAUCAGAAGCUGAUACUCACUUCCCAAUGGGUGAGAUUUCUAUCUCAAAAACAGACAGUGAUAUUCAAGAUUCAGAUAUGGUACUAAAAAUUAAAGAGGAAACAAAGCACAGGAAUGAAGACGGAGAAGAGAAAGAAGGACAUUUCAAAAUGCCAAAAUUCAAACUUCCAUCCUUCAGUUGGUCACCAAAGAAGGAAGCAACUGUUAAGGCAGAUUCUGAAGCAAAUUUAGAAGACAAUCAAGUUGCUGUAUCAUCAGGUGGAAUAGACACAGAAGUGGAAGGAACCGUAGCUGAUGAUCAAGGCCCCAGGCCUGCUGUUGAUCUGGAAAUACCUGCUGGAAAAGAUCAACAGAAAAGUCCAAUUAAAAAGCCUCAGUUUGUCAUGCCUAAAAUUUCACUUUCCAAGAUCAAGAUUCCCAAAUCUCAGGGACAUUCAUUAAAAGUUGAAGCUGGAAGUACUGUAACUAAAACAGAAAGAGAUGGAGUUGAUUCAAUACAGAUACCUGAUAUAGAAAGAAGUCAUUCCACACAGACAGAAGAAGGGGCACAAAUAAGCAUAAAAACAGCUGCAGUUAAGAUCCCCACUUUGGAGCUUUCCAAAACAGAAGCCUUCCAAGCUGAUUUGGGAGUCAGCUCAGCCAAGAUCGAUACUGCUCCAACUGUUUCAGAGGAAAGUUUUCAACAGGUUGUCCUAAAAUCGAGUUCUGAUAAAGAUUCUAUUCAAAAAACAGGCAUUGAGUUCCCCAAAGGAGAAACUUCAGCUGAACUGAGAAGCACCAAAAUAGCAACAGAAGGAUCAUUAGUUAUGGAUGGAAGAAAGAUGAAAUUGGAAGGUCACGAUGUACAGAUAAAAAUGCCCAAAUUCCAGAAGCCAAAGUUUGGAAUCUCCCUGACAAAAGGGAAAGGCCCAGAUCCAGAGAUCAGCUCUCCAAAAUUAGAAGCUGAGCUACCUCAGCUAAAAAUGACAGCAGAAGUUGCUGACAUUACUGGGAGAGUGCCAGCAUCAGAAUUUACAUCUGAUAUGGCAGAUCCUGGGCUAGAGGUUUGUGCUUCGAAGGCAAAAACACCCCAAGUUCUGACGGCUGUCAUUGAAGCUCCAAAGGUAGACAUAAGUCCCCAGUCAGAGUCUAAAGCAGUGACAGAGGGACACGCUGAGAGCCUUAAGGAGAAAGAAAUCAAAACAGAAGAAGAAAUGAAAGCUGAAGAAGCUCAGACUGAAGAACAUCAGGGAUGGUUUAAAAUGCCAAAAUUCAGAAUACCUGCAUUUGGCCGCACAUCCUUAAAGGAAAAGAAGGGUGAUACUGAUGUUGAAAGAAGUCUAGAAAAGCCUCAGGCAGGCAUUCCUUCUGCCAAAGUACAAACUGAAGCUGAAAUUACUAUUGGAAAAGAAGAAACUCCAAAAUUAGGAGAUUCUGUGGAGAGUUCUGUUAUUAGCUUGCCACAGGUAGAAGGAGAUAUUUCAUUAUCUGCAGAAAGCAGAGAUAGUAGAGUGAAUAUUCAAAAAACUGAAACUUACGCAGAGAUAGUUAAGCGUGGUGCUGAAGGACAAAAAAUGCACAGUUCAGAAUUUACAGUGUCUUCAGUGGAAUUAUCUAAAAUGGAAAUAAGUGCUUCAAUAAUUGACAGAGAUAACAGUUCACCAAGUAAGUUCCCUAAGGGUAUACUGACUCUUCAAGACCAAAAAGUCAAAUCACAGGACAUAGAUACUCCAAAAGUAGAAAGUUCCACUGAACUAAAGACUUCAAGUGGAGAAUUUAAAACAUUAUCAGGUGAAAUUACUCUGGAGAGAACACAGGAAAAAACAGAUGCAAAUCUUGCAAAGGGAGGAUUAGACCUUCAAAAUCAAGGGGCAGUGAUUAAAACAGUAAAGAUAAGGACAAGUGAGAUGAAAAUUGUAGGAAAAGACAGUGAAUUAAAAUGGUCUACAGGUGAGUGGGCUACUGCAAAGGGAUCAGAAGAUGCUGUUUAUGUUGCAGCUAAGUUGGAAGAUUUAAAGGUAGAUGUUCCAGAAGUGAAAACAGAUGUUGAAAUUGAGAGGGUAGAUCCUGAAAUGGAACGUCAAGUGAAACGUGUUGAAAAGGAUGUGUCUGCAAAUGUGGAGGCGCAAGUAGAAGACAGUGCAGAAGCAAGUAAAAUUAAAACAUACAAAUUUAAGAUUCCAAAGUUUGGAGUAUUACAUUCAGAAGCGAAGGGUUUUGAAGAUGAUAUCAGUUUGCUAAAGUCAGGAGCUGUUUCAGUGUCUAAAACUGAAAUAGGCAGAGUGGAAACGCAGUUACAAAAAUCAGAAGGAUCCAUUGGCCCAACAAGUCCAACUAUAGAUCACAAAGAAUCAUGUGCUAGAAUAACAGUGGAAACAGUGGACAAGUCACAAGGUGGUCCAGAAGUAAAUAUAAAAAUUCCCAAACUAAAAAUACCAAGAUUCACUUUCAGAGUUCUCCCAAGUGAAGCUGAUGUUUCACUGUCAAAAGUGGUAACAGAUCCAAAAGGAACUAGUGCUGACAUUGAAGUGGUGCACUUGCAAGCAAGCUCUACUAUCCCCGAGGAAAUACCAGAGACUCUGGAAGGUGAUAUUCAGAAAGCAAAAAGCAAAAUUCUAACACUUACUGAACCUGACAUUAAAACAGCACAGAUGACUGCUACCAUAGACUCCUGCCUUUCAAAUGCAGGGCAAGACAUUCAUUGGUCAUACGUAGAAGGCCAAGAAGAGAGAGAGAAAGUAGAACCUGAACAUGUUUCUAUUGAAAGGUGUGAAAUUUACUCUACCCAGAUACUGAAGGAAUCAGAGAUUCUCUCAUCAGAAGUUAAAACUGCUACUUUGGGAUUUUCAUUGCUCAAGGCAAAGUUGCCUGAAUCACAUAGCAACUUAGAAGUGCUAGUCCAGCAGAGCCCUUCAAUGGAAAAUGCAUCAUCAGUGAACAAACCUGACCAUUCUGAUGAAAGUUUUGCAGUAAGUGCACAGAGGACUGUCACUGCUGAGCUUAAACUAUGUGACAAACCACACAGUGAGACUGAAGAAUCUAGCGGAAUGAUAGGUUUACCAACAUUAAAAACAUUUGCUGCUGAAGUAAAGCCUUCCAGUAAACCUGAAGAGAGUCAUUCUGACAAGGCACCAGAGAAAAUAGCUGCAGCUCCUCUCUCUAAAGAUGAGGAUAUAGCUGAAGCACAAGAAGAUGAAGAAAAGUAUGUAACUAAUGAAAAAGAAAAGGCUGACAGCAAAAGGUCUCCUGGAAGAUUCAAAUUUUGGCUUCCAAGCAUUGGCUUUUCAUCUUCUGGUGAUGAAACAAGCUCAGAUUCAAAAACAGAAGUAAAAAAAUCAGAAGAAACAAAGCCAGAAGAUAUGAAACCUGCUGACACAUCAGUUAUUGAUUCUUCUAAGCAAACUGAAAAAACUGGAUGGUUUAGAUUUCCCAAACUAGGUUUCACAUCUCCUUCCAAAAAAGCUAAGACUGUUGACAAAGAAGAGACAGGUGUUAAAGAGAGAAGAAUAUCAGAUGAAGAUAGCCCUUCAGAUAAACCUGAUGUAUUUUUUGAUGCACAGGAAAGCUUAUCACCUAAAGAAAUAGCCGAGAGUGAAAAACAAGAAAUUGACGGGACUUCAUCUAAUAUUCCAGUUUCUCAAACUAUCGUUACAUCUUCAGCAAGGACUGAACUAAUCUUGUUGGAGGAAGAAAAAGCUAGUCAACCUAAUAUCCCUGGGGAUGCAACCAAAUGAAGAUUGUCUUCUGCCAACCACCCAGAGAAAAGAGAAUAAUCUAACAGGAGAAAAGUUA
This is a messenger RNA of Meleagris gallopavo (turkey), 9807 nucleotides long. Lineage: Eukaryota; Metazoa; Chordata; Aves; Galliformes; Phasianidae. The record is from RefSeq and is a predicted model, not a curated record.